Gaeumannomyces tritici R3-111a-1 is the source of this 2736-nucleotide messenger RNA. RefSeq lists its product as hypothetical. NCBI's taxonomy places the organism in Eukaryota, Fungi, Ascomycota, Sordariomycetes, Magnaporthales, Magnaporthaceae. Gene Ontology annotation, molecular function: protein binding. The record is from RefSeq and is a predicted model, not a curated record. The transcript is spliced from 3 exons. The coding region runs from base 555 to 1802 and encodes 415 amino acids.
GCGUAAGUAGGUCUAGGGGAAAUAAAAAAGGUGUAGGUGCAGGGCGCGUCGACCAUCGACCACCAUCCAACCCCCCCGGUUGGUUUUGGCCCCAUGCGCCGCCCCUGCCCGUUGAAGCCGCAGCGCCCCCUCCCUCCCAACGUCCAGGGCGCAGAAAGCGCUUCUCCAUCCUCGCUCGCUCGCUUGUGCUGCUGCCGCCGCGCUCGACGAGGGGGACAUGCCCCAGAUCCAGCCUCCCCUCCGCGAAACCCGCCUGUGCUGCGUCGUGAAUGAACGAGGGGUGGGCGGCUCCGUUUUGGGAAUUGAACCUUGUCUUUAUUCUUUUUAUUUUUAUUUUUGCUUUGCGUCGCUUCUUUGGACAUUGCUCGAUUGACCUUGGCCCGAAUUCGGUCGCUGCUCGUCAUUACUGUACCUACCUUUUCCCUUUGAUUUCAUUUUUCCGGCUUGUUCUUUUUUUCUUUUUCUGCGUUCUCGGUGGUUUGCGAUAUACCCUCCCCCUCGUACGAAUUAUGCCCGAUAUCUGACGACAAUCUCCUCGCCUUUAAUAAUUGACCAUGGGCUGCUGCCUCUCCCGCCCGACGGGGCCCAACUCCCCCUACCCCGGCGGCGACGCUGCCGCCUCGGCCUCGGCCAGCGCUAUCAACCAGCCUCCGAACCCGUCGGCCCCGCGCGUCCUCACCCGCUCCAGCGCCGGCCCCUCUGGCGCCGCGUCUGGCGUCGCCUCCUCCGCCUCCCCUCGACAGACACAACAGCAGCAGGAAAGUCCAGAUCGCCAGCAGCAGGAGCAGCAGCAGCAGCAGCAGCAGCAACGACGGCGCCACCGCCAUAGCCAGCAGCCGCUCUCGCAGCACAUAAACAAGCCCCUCCGCCGCCACCGAUGGGUCUCCCGAGAUCACAUAUGGACCCGCCAAGCCCUCGCUCGCGAGCGCGCCGACUUCUUCGACACGCGCGUCACUGGCCGCGUGGAGAUAUGGCAGACCGUCCGCGCCGCCUUGGAGGUGCUCUGGGAGUCGGCCCCUCCACCGACCGCCUCGGCAAUCUCCCCUGCCACAUCGCCGCAGCAGCAGCAGCCGUCAUCUGCGGCGGGGGCGGCGACGGCAACAGCGGGCGCCGCAGCCGCAGCUAUCAGCAGUAGCAGUGGUGGCCACCACCGCGACCGGCCCGUCACCAGCCCCAUACAGCCGAACCAGGACCAGGACGAGGCGCUGGCCACGGCGCAGAGCAUCCUCAGCGCCGCCGAGAUCACGCUGCCGUCGGGCGACCUGGCGCAGGGGGUCUACGACGCGCUGGGGAACUAUUACUCCCUCCCAGAGUGGGUCGUCUCGGACCCCCUCAACGCCGUCGACGCCGAGGACCUACCGCCGGCAACGGACGAGGAGGAGGAUGAGGAUGGGGACGACGACGACGACGAAGACGACGUGCUCGUUAGCGAUGCUAAGCGCAACGUCUACGUGGCCGCUAGCAGCCCCGCCGAUGACGAUGACGAGGACGAUGACAACGCCGCGCACGGCCGGCGGCGCGGCGAGAAGGGCAAGGGUGUCGCCCCCGCCGUCCCGGAGGAGACCAUCAGCGUGCGGUGCCGGCUUAGCGAGAACGCGCGCGACGUCGUGGUGACGAUUGGGAAGAGCGAAAGCGUCAAGAGCCUGGCGCGGAAGAUUGUUGACGAGGCUAGGCUGCCGAACAACUCUCGUGUCCGCAUAGCGUACCUCGGCAGGAUCCUCCGCGACCACCCUUCGCUGGUCGCGCAGGGUUGGACCGAGGGCCACGUGCUCAAUGCGCUGGUCUUCCACACCACCCCCUAGCGCGCGCACGUCUGUCCAAGUUUAACACCUGGAGAAGUUGUGCACGGGGCCUCGACGCGCCCGCUGGUUGACAUCACUAGCAGGAUACCCCCAUUCUUUCUCCGGAUACCCGUGUUGAUAUAGCUUGGUGUGUAUGCGGAUACUGGAACGCCGUUCUUUUUGGUCGCCACACGAAGUCGACGGGGCCGGCGAAAGAUGGCUACUGACACCAGGGGACUCCCUCGCACUGUUUUUCUCAGCAUGGACUUCACCCCUGCUCGUGAGAGACUUGACCUCUCCUUGGCAGCUCAUCACGAGUGAGAAAGAGGUGUUGGGGAAAGGGCGUUGGCGGGAUCCCUGAAUUUGUCCUGGCUUUUCUGCUGCAUGGUUGGCGAGCACUGCAGUCUAGUCAACAGAGCAGCGCGCUUAUGGUUCUGAAGCGCUCUAGCCUCCCAUCUCCACAUAGCCUGAUGACCACCACCGCCACCACCACCAGACUCCUCCAAAGGGCCCGAGAUGGCCCUUCGUUGGACUGCCGCCUACUCUUGGGCGGCGUCCGGCGAGCUAUUGUGUGCUCUCUUGGCACCACACCACACAUUGGAGCGUUCUGGAGUCUCGUCGCCGUACCCUUUGUACUUGCUAGCGCUUCACAAUCCAAUUGUUCCGACAACAGCCAGGACAUCUCGUCCACUGCACAUAGCCUGUCAGGGCCACUCAGCGCUCCCAUCACCCCCGUUGCCUCUGUCACUCCUCUGGACCUCUACGAGGCCAUGAUCUUUGUAUUCUUUUUCUUCACACUCUUUUUGCCCUCUCACGACCCCUUCUCUUGUCAUGUGUGGCAUUCCGAGCGGACUACGCGCCUUUUUUUUUGGUGUCUUUUCUUUUUUUUUGUUAUAUAAUGACAUGUAGUGUAUAAUGAAUUUAUAUUUUUUGACCUCAUUUUCACCAAUGCAAG